AUGUUUGCCAGUUUUGAUGUCUACUCAGACCUCCGCAACAUUACUUCAUCAACCCUCAUUGCUACCACCAAGUCUGGCGACCACAACAACAAGCUUGUUGUCGGCGCUCACUCGAAUGGUGUACUUGAGGGUCCAGCAAUCAACGACGUUGCAAGUGGCCUAGUUGGGGUCUAUGAAGUCGCCAAAGGAUUAUCAAAUUACAAAAUCAAGAACGCGGUAACAUUUGCCUUUUGGACCGCCCAACAGGCCAGUUAUCUGCCCGGCUCAACACAUUUCAUCAAGAACCUCACUCCAGCUGACAAUGCCAAAAUCCGUGCUUACUUGAACUUCGACCUGAAACAUGGCGACGGCAAGGCCUUUGGCACGCCUGGACCCGACGGCUCCACUCAGAUACAAAACCUCUUCCAGCGGUACUUCAAAGCUGCAGGAACAAGCACUAUCCCAAAGGAGUACGACGGCCGCUCCGAUCAUGUACCUUUUUUCGAUGCUGGAAUUCCCGUCGGAGGAACCUCGACAGGCCGAGAUGUGCAAAAGGCCCCUGAACAGGCUGCCAUUUUUGGCGGAACAGCUGGUAUCUACUACGACCCUUGCUUUCACCUGCCAUGCGACACAGUCAAGAAUUUGAAUCUGGACGCCUGGAUCCUUCACAUCAAAGGCAUUGCCGAGGUUGUUGCUACUUAUGCCAACUCCUGGGAUGGAUUCCCAAAGAGGACUACCAGCGCUGCAAAGAAAAGCUUAAUCCGUACCAGAGAUAUUAACGAGAAGUCAUAUGCCUAA
Molecule: messenger RNA, 777 nt
Organism: Bipolaris maydis ATCC 48331
Lineage: Eukaryota; Fungi; Ascomycota; Dothideomycetes; Pleosporales; Pleosporaceae
Biological process (GO): proteolysis
Molecular function (GO): metalloexopeptidase activity
Source: RefSeq, a predicted model, not a curated record